Rosa chinensis is the source of this 585-nucleotide messenger RNA. RefSeq names its product ubiquitin-conjugating enzyme E2 2. The record is from RefSeq and is a predicted model, not a curated record. Lineage: Eukaryota; Viridiplantae; Streptophyta; Magnoliopsida; Rosales; Rosaceae. Gene Ontology annotation, molecular function: ubiquitin conjugating enzyme activity. The transcript has 2 exons. Gene Ontology annotation, biological process: proteasome-mediated ubiquitin-dependent protein catabolic process; DNA repair; protein polyubiquitination. The coding region runs from base 94 to 585 and encodes 163 amino acids.
AGGACUGAACUGAUGAUGUUGACUUCUUCGAUCAAGACUCUGUCAAUGGACUUGGAUAUGCUGCGGAUUGAAGACCCGCCUCCGGGUGCGUAGAUGAGUAUGGUGCUACCUGACUUGGACAGAUUGCGGCUUGUACAAGACCCACCUGCUGGCGCGGAGAUUAGUAUGGUGCUCCCAGGUUUGGACAGAUUGCGGCUUGUCGAACACUCAGGCGCAGGUGGAGAGGAUGUUUUUGCAAGGCUGCAGAAAAAAGUGUCGGAUGACCCACCCCCGGGCGCAGAUUAUACUCUUGCAAGGUAUAGGUUGUGUAAAGAGUUGAAGAGGCUGCUACAAGACCCACCUGCAGGGAUCGGUGUGGUUCCCCCGGACUUCUACAAUUGCGAUAUAAUGUUGUGGAAUGUUGUUAUAGCUCCUCAUUCCUUGGAUUCUCCUUGGGAGGGAGGCGCAUGCACAUUUAAGUUGACUCUUCAGUUCAGUGAGGAUUAUCCGCUCAAACCAUCAAUGGUGCGAUUUGUUUCUCAAAUGUUUCAUCCAAACAUUUCUGCAGAUGGAAUUAUGUCUUUUAAUAAUGGGUUUUUAUCAUAG